AUGAACGAAGUUGUAAAAUAUUCUCUGUUUCACGCAUUGCUGGGCACACUGGUGUGCAGUGCGGGAUGUGUCAUAAAUGACAUGCUUGACUGCGCGACCGCAAAGUGGGUACUCAGUUCAGUCCCAACUGCCUCUCUAGACACUGGAAUAGAACGUUCAAAGCGCCGACCAAUCGCGUCAGGAGCGAUCUCUAGGUCGGAGAUCUCAAUUCUUCUGGCUGUUCUCGUUGCUGCUAUCUUUUAUAUGUUUUUGACUGCUCUCAACGCAGUGCUUUGCUUGCAGCUAGGCCGCCCCAUUCACUCGGGUUGCAAUGACAGGCCAGUUCAAUUGCGACGUCAGCCUGACCAUCGAAAUUGCGUCGUGCUGCACAGGAAGGACGACGAAAUGGCGGGAGUCAAGUCCAUGGCACUGGGUAACAUUCAUGGUGCCAUAGCUGCAUGUGCUAAAUCUCAUACUCCAGGCGGGUCGCCAUGGCGUGAGGAUGGUCUGUGCUGGAAUAUCCCCUCUUCCAGUUCCACCUCUGUUCCACCUCCUCGAUCUCGGAAAUCUGCCAGUGGGUGUCUCAAGUUGGCCCGGACAUCAGCAACCACCAAAAUGCAAAAUGAGAUAAUCGAACUCAGUGAUUCGGACACUGAUACCAAUAGCAAAAGUGUUCGCCCAGUGAAGGAGUCCACAGAAAUAUCACGCCCUAAUUUCGAGAUAGCUACCCUCAAGGCAAAGUUGACAGCCCAAAGCAAGCUCGUCGCGGAACAGGGCAAGGAGUUAAAUAAACUCCGCAAAGAAAACAAGCAGUUCAAGAACGAACGAGACAUUCAGACUGCCGAAAUCACAGGCCUUCAAGACGAGUUGAAGAAUAUCUUGCGACAGCUCGAUGACGAAACGGUCAAAAAUCUCAAUUUCAAUAUGAUUAAGUUAAAUAGUUUGAAGUCGGAUGCUGUACCAAAUGGGACUGCCGUCGAAGCUAGAUGGCAUCAGGACAUUGACCAAGACAUGUCCGACAGCUUCGCAUCCAAUCUUCCUAUACCCGAAAACGGCCCUCCAAAUGCAGCGUCCUCGCAGCCCCAAACACCCAACGCUUCUGGAUCUGGUUUUACUGCCAUUAAACCAGAGCCGGAAGGCGCGAAGAUUGCAGUUGUUAUUAAGUCCGAGCUUGAACAUGAACCUGAUCUGAACAAUCUUGAACACCUUCAUCUUGGACCUCCAGUUAUCGUAGAGAAGGGGUUUCAAGUUGGAUUUAGGCGUUCUGUAAUCAGUAACGCUCUUGGUGGAAAUUGGCAAAGUACAUUCGUCAAUUGGCAAGGUCCGACUAGCAAAUCGAAUAGGUAUCCCUACAUGGCCCUCAAACGAUCUUGGAAUCCGCAUCUCCCGCUCGUUCCGGGAGAGCACGGUGUGGUAUUUAGUAGGGUGAGGCGUUUUGACGAUGACACGCUCAUUACUGGAUCAGUCGACGUUGUCAUAUCCGGCAAACCAAAUGAAUGGGUGUAUUUUGGUUCUUACGAGACCUUUCGGUCAGGUGAGAUCACACCUCACCAACUCCACCUGCUCCCUCCCCUGGUGGUGCGAACUUGGGUGGAGGGAACUCUGAAGUCCCAAUGGGGAAAGAACUGGGUCGAACGCACGAAUGCUGAGCUUGUAGACAAGGGAGGUGAAAUUCGCCUCGUCGAGCAUACGGCACACGGUCUUCGGGAGGCACUCAGUGAUGGAAGACUCGUAAUCGGCUUCACCGUCAUGAAAUGUGUUGGAUUCCGUACGGAGUGGUUCGACCAGUUCUUGCAUUACCAAGCGCAUCCGAAGCCGCCCACAACACAGAAAAGGAAGCAAGGGAGCUCGGGAGCCAAAAAACCCUCUGCAAAAAGGGUGAAAGGGGGCACGCGCCGCCAAGAGGUGUCAUCCGAAAGUGACAGUGACGAGGAAUCACAAGUCACACCGCCCGGCAGUGACGAAGACGAGUUUUCUGACGCGGAGGACGGAAUGAAAUCAGGCUUGGGUUCAGCCUCGCCGGGCGUGAGGAAGAGUACUCGCAUUUCCGUAAAAUCAACUGGAGCAGUAACUCCAAGUUCUAGUCAUCGGACCGUGUUGUCUCUAGCUUGA
This is a messenger RNA of Suillus subalutaceus, 2091 nucleotides long. RefSeq lists its product as uncharacterized. The record is from RefSeq and is a predicted model, not a curated record. The transcript is spliced from 10 exons. The coding region runs from base 1 to 2091 and encodes 696 amino acids. NCBI's taxonomy places the organism in Eukaryota, Fungi, Basidiomycota, Agaricomycetes, Boletales, Suillaceae.